AAGUAGAUUUUCUCUAGGCGACGGGACGCGGAAGGCGCUGAGGGGCGGAAGCGUCUUUUCCUUGAAGGCUGUCGUGCCGGGAUGAGCAGAGGGUGAGGCGUGCGGUUGGCCGGGCCUCGCAGCGAAGGACUCGAGAAAGCCGGGAGAAGAGGAGAGGCAGAGAAAGAGUAGAGAAGAGAGGAUCUGCUUCCGCCUCCCCGCAACAAGCCUUGCCGUUUCUGUCAGUCAGCAUCGCCUUGGCUUUCACCACAGGUUCUUUUGAAGGUCUGAGCAGAGUCUGUGUGAAGACAUCUUGUUCCCAGUGACUAAGGAUGUGAAAUUUGCAGCCGUUUGGAGUUUUCAGAUCUGUCACAAGAUAUGCCACUGCCUAAGGCCAAAGAGAAGCAAGUGUUCCCCUCUUGUCUCCAUAGAGAACCAAACUGGACAGUCUUUUUAAUCUUCAACUCUCGCAAUUAGCUAUGAAUCCUGAACCAGAUUUGGAUACUGAAGAACAAGGCUCUGAGGAUGACUCUGACACAGAAAAUAGUUCCGAUCCAGACACCCAGGCCCAGGAGUAUGUUGACCGUGUUCUUAGGUCUUCAGACCAGCCCAGUCAAGCAUCUAAGUGUCUGCCUCCUGAAUCUCUCUCAGUCGAAGAGGGAUCACAGGACGUGGAGAAGAAGUCUCUUCCUUUGGACCUAAAAAAGUCUCCUGUUACCGAUGAGGCAGCUUCAAGGCUAUUAUCUCUUCCUCUGGAGCUUAUCUUGAAAAUCUGUUCGUACCUUCAGGCCAGGUUUGUCUUGGGUGUCCUUCCUUUGGUCUGCAAGACACUAAGGGACAUUGUGCAGGAUGACAUCACUUGGAGAAUUCGUCUGCUAAAGAAGAUUGGCAGCUGCUAUCCAGUUGUGAAAGCAGAUGGUGACUUUAAUUGGCCAACCGCAUGCAUUGAGCUAGAGGAGCACCUCCAGAAAUGGGCAGAAAAUGGCAGAAAUAUAGACUACUUUUCCCUUACUGAGGGACACUUUGCCUCUGUUGACUCUGUGCUGCUCCUUCAGGGUGGAGAGCUAUGUGUGUCUGGUUCUCGGGACCGAAAUGUUGUAUUGUGGGACCUGAGACAGCUAGGCAGAGCACAUGAAAAGGUGCUGGUGAAGACACUGGGAACAGAGCGCAAUAGCACACAUAAGGGCUGGGUGUGGUCACUGGCUGCAAGAGAGGACCGUGUGUGUUCAGGCUCCUGGGACAGCACAGUGAAGCUGUGGGACAUGGCUGCGGAGGGGCAACAAUUUGAUGAAAUCAGUGCAACAGCAGCUGUGUUAUGCCUUGCUUACCUCCCUGACAUCCUGGUGACAGGAACCUAUGACAAGAAGGUGUCAGUAUAUGACCCACGAGCUGCUCAAGCCCUAGUGAAAAUGCGCAAGCUUCAUUCCAGUGCAGUCCUAUCCCUUGCAGCUGAUGAGCACUUCAUACUCUCUGGAAGUGAGGACCGGACACUCGUGUGUUUUGACAGGCGAACCAACAGUGUCCUGCAGAGGCUGCCGCUGGAUUCCUACCUCCUUGCCAUGUCAUAUCAUGGCAAUCAGCUGUGGGCUGGAGACAACUACGGGCUGGUGUAUGUCUUUGAGAACAAAGGAGGGGGCUUUCAGCGCAUCCGGCAUUUCAAUGUGGGCCAUCACUCCCAGAUCACUGGAGUCCAACAGUCGCUGGGAGCCCUGUACACAACUUCCACUGACAAGACGCUACGUGUACAUCUUCCCACAGACCCACCCAAAAUCAUUGGUUCACGGACACAUAAUUGUGUAUUAAACGGGAUCAGUGUUGCAGGAAACAUGGCAGUGGCUGCCUCUGGUGGUAUCUCUUUGGAAGUCUGGAGGUUCGGCAUGUGAUGAGAAACUUCACUUUGAUCCCCACUGAAAGUCAUGCGUCCCAGGUGAUCGCCCCUCGGAGUCUGAAGUGCCACUCCCUGCUGAGUUGUUGGUCUUUUGUUUUGCAUGUGUUGUGAAGUUAGGGGGAAGGGGUGAGUUUCAACUUGAAUUAGUCUCAUGUAAGUACACCACAGGCUUGGACAGAGUGGUGAGCCAGUGUCCAUCCCAGCCUCUUCCCUGGCAGUUCUCACAUCUUCUCAGUGGGUACACGGGCACACACAGAGGUUACACUCAUGCCAUCCUCUGUUCCCUUGGCCAAGCCUAACACACCUGUCUUCAGUGGCAUAGUGACUGAGAGCUGGUCAUUCAAAGAAAUGGGUAUGACAGUGGACAAGUGCCUCUGAGCCCAAGAUAUGUCAACCUGAGGAAGAGGAGUAGUGGGCAGAAGGAAGAGAGGGUGGUAAAAGUGCCUCUCACUAACCUGUUCUGAUAACUAUUUACAAUGUAAUUAAAGAUGUUCUACAAUGA
This is a messenger RNA of Anolis carolinensis (green anole), 2369 nucleotides long. It is a transcript of the gene fbxw9, whose product is annotated as F-box and WD repeat domain containing 9. The transcript is spliced from 12 exons. The record is from RefSeq and is a predicted model, not a curated record. Bases 459 to 1862 code for a protein of 467 amino acids. Lineage: Eukaryota; Metazoa; Chordata; Lepidosauria; Squamata; Anolidae. Gene Ontology annotation, molecular function: protein binding.